Arabidopsis lyrata subsp. lyrata is the source of this 1823-nucleotide messenger RNA. RefSeq names its product phosphoribosylamine--glycine ligase, chloroplastic. The coding region runs from base 126 to 1718 and encodes 530 amino acids. Lineage: Eukaryota; Viridiplantae; Streptophyta; Magnoliopsida; Brassicales; Brassicaceae. The transcript is spliced from 4 exons. Gene Ontology annotation, molecular function: phosphoribosylamine-glycine ligase activity; ATP binding; metal ion binding. Gene Ontology annotation, biological process: purine nucleobase biosynthetic process. The record is from RefSeq and is a predicted model, not a curated record.
AAAAAGAAAAAAGUAAACCAAAAAAACAGAACUUUAAACCCUUGUCGACGACGCUGGUCCGAGUCCAAACUCUCAACUCCGCUACUUUGACAGUCUCUCUUGCCUCUUUUUCGCAAACUUGCGACAUGUCGUCGUUGUGUGCAUCUAAUUUCUAUCCUUCAUCUUCUUCUUCUAUCAAUCUCUUCUCCAACAACCCCACUAAACCCUUUCUUCUCUCCCUCAGAUUCGCCACCUCCAAUUCUCUUCCCUUUGUUGCUCCUCUCAAAUUCUCUACCACCAAUCACGGCCUUAGCUCUCGUUUCUCUUCGAACCGAUUCCAAAGACGCCAUUUUUUGCUCCGAUGCGUUUCAGAAGAAUCUGAGCAGUCUCUUUCGGUCGGUAACGGCGGCUCUGAAGAGAGAGUGAAUGUUCUUGUUAUUGGUGGAGGAGGGAGAGAACACGCCCUUUGCUACGCCUUGAAACGAUCUCCAUCUUGUGAUUCUGUGUUAUGCGCACCUGGAAACGCCGGUAUAUCAAGUUCCGGAGAUGCCACUUGUGUACCUGACCUUGACAUAUCAGACAGUUUAGCUGUCAUCUCUUUCUGUCAAAAAUGGAAUGUCGGUUUAGUGGUUAUUGGCCCUGAAGUGCCUCUUGUUGCGGGUCUCGCUAAUGACCUCGUUAAGGCCGGUAUCCUCACCUUUGGCCCUACUUCUCAAGCUGCUGCUUUGGAAGGUUCCAAGAACUUUAUGAAGAAUCUUUGCCUCAAGUACAAUAUCCCUACUGCUAAGUAUAAAACAUUUUCUGAUGCAUCUGCUGCGAAAGAAUACAUUCAAGAACAAGGGGCUCCGAUUGUGAUUAAAGCGGAUGGAUUAGCAGCUGGAAAAGGAGUCACUGUUGCCAUGGAACUAGAGGAGGCUUUUGAAGCUGUUGAUUCGAUGCUGGUCAAAGGCGUGUUUGGUUCUGCAGGAUGUCAGGUAGUCGUGGAGGAGUUUCUCGAGGGAGAAGAAGCCUCCUUUUUCGCACUUGUGGAUGGAGAAAACGCCAUUCCUCUAGAAUCUGCUCAGGACCACAAGCGGGUUGGAGAUGGAGAUACCGGUCCUAACACAGGCGGAAUGGGAGCUUAUUCUCCUGCACCGGUCUUGACCAGGGAGCUUCAGGAUUUUGUGAUGGAGUCUAUAAUUCAUCCCACUGUUAAAGGAAUGGCAGAAGAAGGAUGCAAGUUUGUCGGCGUUCUGUUUGCGGGUCUCAUGAUCGAGAAGAAAUCCGGUUUGCCUAAGCUGAUUGAGUUCAAUGUACGGUUUGGAGAUCCGGAAUGUCAGGUACUGAUGAUGCGUCUAGAGUCUGACCUAGCAAAAGUCUUGCUAGCGGCUUGUAAAGGUGAGCUAAGCGGCGUGUCACUUGAUUGGUCAAAAGAUUCAGCAAUGGUGGUUGUAAUGGCAAGCAAUGGUUAUCCCGGUGCUUAUGAGAAAGGAUCAAUCAUCAGAAACCUUGAAGAAGCUGAAACGGUAGCUCCUGGAGUGAAGGUUUUCCAUGCAGGAACGGAUCUUGAUUCAGAGGGGAAUGUUAUAGCGACUGGGGGACGUGUUCUUGGGGUGACGGCGAAAGGUAAUGACUUGGAAGAGGCGCGUGAAAGAGCGUAUUCGGCGGUUCAACAGAUCAACUGGCCUGGAGGUUUCUUUAGGCAUGAUAUUGGUUGGAGAGCGCUUCGCCAGAAACAAGUGGCGACGAAAGAAGAGUGAUGAGAAGCAAUUUUGUUGUAACGGCUUGUAAACCAAGAAACCGAAACUUAAAAGUCACUCCAAUCUAUUAAGUGAUGAUUCAAAAUAACAUUUUUGUUUACAUAA